AGAGAGGAUGGAGAGUGGAGGAAAGUUGCUGCUUGUGCUGCUCUCGAUUUGCCUUCAGAUCUUCACGUGCUCCUGCGUCUCCAUCGAUUUUCAACACAGGAAUAUCAACAGCUGGGAACUUCUGCUCGGAGCUAAUGAAAAAGAAUUCCAGUACGACUUCUGCCGGUACGACGCAUCAGAAAACCUGGAAUGGUGCAAGAAUAAGCCAAGAAAGCCUGUUGACAUGAGAGAAAAAUGCAAUUGCAGCGUGAAUCGCACUGAAAAUGCAGAGGAAGACUCGGUUUACUUUACUGUCAACUGCAACAAUGAAACACUUGACGGCUUUAUUGGUGCGUGCCCACAAAAACUGACCAUCAUUUACGAGCACGGCGACGUACGUCAUCCAGAUGCAAGCGCGGAAAUACGACCAACUGCCACCAACAUGGAAGAUAAAAGCAGCUGCUCCGUAAUCUGGACGCUGCUUUUUUUCCUGUCUCUCGUGAUCAACGUGGUCUUUGGCGUCGCAUUGUUCGUGCGUAGAAAAAAGUUUCAUCUCUGAAAAAGGAGAUGAAGGCGUAGUUUUGAACAAACUUCUGAGAAUUAAUAACAAUUUCACCGAAUGAUUACGCUUUUCAUGUAAAGUUCAUUGCAAAAAUUUCAAAAU
Cloeon dipterum is the source of this 643-nucleotide messenger RNA. RefSeq lists its product as uncharacterized. Bases 8 to 538 code for a protein of 176 amino acids. NCBI's taxonomy places the organism in Eukaryota, Metazoa, Arthropoda, Insecta, Ephemeroptera, Baetidae. The record is from RefSeq and is a predicted model, not a curated record. The transcript is spliced from 3 exons.